AUGACGUCUACGAAAGACCAUGUAGAUUUCCUUUACAAAUAUCAUCAAAUACAGCCUAUACACACGCAAUUAACAAAGGCAACACAAUCAUGUGACCAUGACACAAUACCGAUGAGCUUCAUACCAAAACGAGAAAUGUCAGAAGCAGUAUCCAACGAACAAAAUCUUGAUCAAUUACCACCAUCUUACAUGUACUCGAUGAUUUUUAAGGAUAUAGUAUUAGAAAUCGACGACGACUACGCCAAAUCUAUUAAUGCUUUAGUUAUUUAUUGUCGUCAACAAAAGAUUCCUGAAAUACAGAUAAACUCAUUACAGAGUACUUACCACCAGAAAUCACCAGUUUGGUGGUAUUCGAAAUCAAUGUUUCUCCAUAGUAUGCUCAAUCGUGCCUUGCGAUUGCUCGAUAUGGAAAAGAUGAUAAAGUUAGGAUUUUUUAUUCGAAGUCUUCAUCUUCAACUAAAGCAAUUGCACCAAGAACAGUCGUCAAAUUUCCAACAAGCGUUUACCGUUUAUCGUGGCCAGGAACUCAGUCAACAGGAUUUUCAGAAUCUCUGUAAUUCAAAAGGUGGCCUACUAUCGUUCAACAACUUCUUAUCAACUAGUAAAAAAAAAGAAGUGGCAAUGAACUUUGUUAAUGAUUCACCACACGAAAAACCAAUCAAAACGAGGCCAAAAUAUUAA
This is a messenger RNA of Rotaria socialis, 681 nucleotides long. NCBI's taxonomy places the organism in Eukaryota, Metazoa, Rotifera, Eurotatoria, Philodinida, Philodinidae. The record is from the annotation of a GenBank genome assembly.